AUGCAUGGCCACCGCGAGCACGUGGCGGCCCCGAAAGUCGGAUGGGGCAGGGCGCCGGAUGGCGCGUGCGCCCCGCCCGCGCCGCCGGGCCGCGGGGCUGCCGGAGCAGCCGCGCGGGGAUCAGAGGCCGUCUGGGCCAGGAUAUUCAGGGAUCGCCAUGGGCGGCCAAUGCGUCGGUUGUUGUCUUCUUCUACCAAUGCCGCCCCACACCAAUCGUUUUUCAUCUGCGCCGUUCCCACCGUUUUCUCAUCAGCCUCAAACUUUGAAGAGCUGAGGUCUGCCCAAUGGCAGCUGCAGUAA
Prorocentrum cordatum is the source of this 300-nucleotide messenger RNA. Lineage: Eukaryota; Dinophyceae; Prorocentrales; Prorocentraceae. The record is from the annotation of a GenBank genome assembly.